AUGUGUAUAUGCCAUGUAAGGGCUGUCCCAGAGUCCACAGAUUCUGAAGUUUCUACAGUUAAUAAAACCUCGACAGACACCCUAGAUCCCCAGUCCACCCCCAGUGUCCUGGAACCACCUUCAUCAGACCCCACCUCAGAGGGAACCCCACCCAUAGGAACUCCUCUGCCCGGCCCAGACUCUCCUGCAGCACCUGCUGGGGCACCUGUUCCAGCCUCAGCUCCCAGUACCCCUGCCCCGGGGUUGAUGUCUGCCCCCAGUACACCAAUGGCCACCCCUCUCUCCUCAAUGCCUCCUUCUCCAGCAAGCACUCUGUCUGCAGUGUUGUCCUCCCUCUCAACUCCAAAACAGUCUCCAGGUAUGAAGACAGACGGCACACAUAUGACAAGAACUGGACAAUCUCUGGAACUCCUUACUCCAGUACUCCCAUCUAAAGGCAAAAAGAACAGAAAAAGUCGUAAACAGACAAUUUCUCCAAUCACUCAAUCAGGAGAAAGUUCAGUGAGAAAGAGAAGUACUAGUAAAUCAACGGAAAAGGGAGAGAAAUUUGGCCAGCCUCAUUUCUCACGGAAACGAAGCAGGUCCACUAACGAGAGAGCCAACUAUAUCCUGGUUCCUGAGACAGCCCUUCCACCAAAAGCCUUCGUCAUCGAGCCUGAACACAACCAUUUUAAGUGUACGUUUGAGGACUGUAAUAAGGGGUUCCGUAAGGAGACUCUGCUGGAAUCUCACAUCAAGUUCUACCACUCGAACGACGGCAAGCCUCCGCAAAACCCACCCAGGAAACGACGAAAAACAUACAGUAUUUGUUCUACAGACUCGGACAUUUCCGUCACCCCCAGGCAGCGGUACCCCUCCAGUGGCUCCCUCUGUCGGCCGAGCACUUCAUACGAGGGCACCACCGAACUGGCGGGCUCAGAGCAGCUUAAUGUGGAGGGGCAGCUUCUUUCUGAAGCCAACUAUAUCCUGGUUCCUGAGACAGCCUUUCCACCAAAAGCCUUCGUCAUCGAGCCUGAACACAACCAUUUUAAGUGUACGUUUGAGGACUGUAAUAAGGGGUUCCGUAAGGAGACUCUGCUGGAAUCUCACAUCAAGUUCUACCACUCGAACGACGGCAAGCCUCCGCAAAACCCACCCAGGAAACGACGAAAAACAACCAGUAUUU
Messenger RNA from Saccostrea cuccullata (small rock oyster), 1165 nucleotides. RefSeq lists its product as uncharacterized. The record is from RefSeq and is a predicted model, not a curated record. Gene Ontology annotation, biological process: regulation of transcription by RNA polymerase II. Gene Ontology annotation, cellular component: NSL complex. The transcript is spliced from 7 exons. The annotation marks the transcript as partial. Lineage: Eukaryota; Metazoa; Mollusca; Bivalvia; Ostreida; Ostreidae.